GCACGGGAAGGAGCGAGGGGGGCUGGACAGAAGCAGGAUCCCGGAGCAGGGGAGGAGGUGGAGGGCCACAGUCCCUUGUCCUGCAAGGUCGCCAGCUGGGGGAGGGGCCGCCCCCUCCCAGUGGAGGGCGGGGGCGCAUCACCGGGCGGGCGGGCGGGAGUUAAGCCCGGUGGCCUCGAUGCUCCACGUAGGAGCUGGCUCCGGCUGUCAGCUGCGGUCAGGGCUACCGUAUAAAUAGGGCGGGAGACCCGGGCGCCCAGGACUUCCCGCUGCCCGGGCCCCGCCGUCGCCGUCGCUGUCGCCGCUGCCCCCAGCCCGGCCCCAGGCGCCCCGGCCAUGGCCUGCCCGGUCCUCCUGCUCAGCCUCGGCCUCCUGGCCGGCCUGCUGCCGGCGCUGGCCGCCUGCCCCCAGAACUGCCACUGCCACGGCGACCUGCAGCACGUCAUCUGCGACAAGGUGGGCCUGCAGAAGAUCCCCAAGGUGUCCGAGAAGACCAAGCUGCUCAACCUCCAGCGCAACAACUUCCCCGUGCUGGCCGCCAACGCCUUCCGGGCCAUGCCCAACCUGGUGUCGCUGCACCUGCAGCACUGCCAGAUCCGCGAGGUGGCGGCCGGCGCCUUCCGGGGCCUCAAGCAGCUCAUCUACCUGUACCUGUCCCACAACGACAUCCGCGUGCUGCGCGCCGGCGCCUUCGACGACCUGAGCGAGCUCACCUACCUCUACCUGGACCACAACAAGGUGACGGAGCUGCCCCGAGGGCUGCUGUCCCCGCUGGUCAACCUCUUCAUCCUGCAGCUCAACAACAACAAGAUCCGCGAGCUGCGCGCCGGCGCCUUCCAGGGCGCCAAGGACCUGCGCUGGCUCUACCUGUCGGAGAACGCGCUCAGCUCCCUGCAGCCCGGCGCCCUGGACGACGUGGAGAACCUGGCCAAGUUCCACCUGGACCGGAACCAGCUGUCCAGCUACCCCGCGGCGGCCCUGAGCAAGCUGCGGGUGGUGGAGGAGCUGAAGCUGUCCCACAACCCCCUGAGGAGCAUCCCCGAGGGCGCCUUCCAGUCGUUCGGCAGGUACCUGGAGAGCCUCUGGCUGGACAGCACCAACCUGGACAAGAUUUCUGACGGUGCCUUCCUGGGGGUGACCACGCUGAAAAACGUGCAUCUGGAGAACAACCGCCUGACCCAGCUGCCCUCCACCUUCCCCUUCGACCACCUGGAGACACUCACUCUCACCAACAACCCCUGGAAGUGUACCUGCCAGCUCCGGGGCCUCCGGAGGUGGCUGGAAGCCAAGCCUUCGCGCCCCGAUGCCACUUGUGCCUCGCCUGCCAAGUUCAAGGGCCAGCACAUCCGUGACACGGACGCCUUCCGCAGCUGCAAGUUCCCCACUAAGAGGUCCAAGAAAGCCGGCCGCCAUUGAACAGGUCCUGAUCCAGCCAGUCCUGGUGACUGGUCUCUGCCUUCUGCUGGAGAAACUACUGACCACCCCACCUUCUUCCACAACCUCUGCUGAUGCACAGAGCUGUCCUCACCUAGACGCGUCCUGGCUGGGGGGCUCAGCACUCCAGCGUGAACCCAGCCCCACCAUCUCUACCUGCCAGCGAGGGCUCCAUCACACCUGGCCCCCCCGCCACGGCUCCUCUCAAAGAAGCUGUUGCCGAGACCCUCAAGACCUUCAGAACGAGAACUGGGCGGUCAUCAGGAUGGCCACCCUUCCAUCUGGAAACAAACAUCAGAUCCUUGCCCCGCCCCUUGUGUCCAGAAAGGGUCUUAAGCCCAUAGGCCAACUCCGCCAGCCCCUGCCUGCCAGGACGCUCUAGCAGGAUACCGGUGCUUUGCCAAAUCCCCCC
Myotis myotis is the source of this 1846-nucleotide messenger RNA. RefSeq names its product chondroadherin (gene CHAD). Gene Ontology annotation, cellular component: extracellular matrix. The record is from RefSeq and is a predicted model, not a curated record. The transcript has 4 exons. NCBI's taxonomy places the organism in Eukaryota, Metazoa, Chordata, Mammalia, Chiroptera, Vespertilionidae. Bases 337 to 1416 code for a protein of 359 amino acids. Gene Ontology annotation, molecular function: protein binding.